UGUCGCAGGGCGAUGACGUCAGGCGGCGCGCGGAGGGGCCGCCGGCGCCGGGAUGCACCGGCGGGGGGUGGGCGCGGGCGCCAUCGCCAAGAAGAAGCUCGCGGAGGCGAAGUACAAGGAGCGGGGGACGGUGCUGGCCGAGGACCAGCUGGCCCAGAUGUCUAAGCAGCUGGAUAUGUUUAAGACCAACUUAGAGGAGUUUGCCAGCAAACACAAGCAAGAGAUCCGUAAAAAUCCCCAGUUUCGGGUCCAGUUCCAGGAUAUGUGUGCAACAAUAGGAGUGGAUCCUUUGGCAUCCGGUAAAGGAUUCUGGUCAGAGAUGCUGGGAGUUGGAGACUUUUACUAUGAACUGGGUGUGCAGAUUAUUGAAGUUUGUCUGGCUCUGAAGCACAGGAAUGGAGGUCUGAUAACACUGGAAGAACUUCAUCAGCAAGUGCUGAAGGGAAGGGGGAAGUUUGCUCAGGAUGUCAGCCAGGAUGAUCUCCUUCGUGCAAUCAAGAAGCUGAAGGUCUUGGGGAAUGGCUUUGGGAUUAUUCCUGUUGGUGGAACAUAUCUGAUCCAGUCUGUACCAGCUGAACUGAACAUGGAUCACACAGUCGUCUUGCAGCUGGCAGAGAAAAAGGGAUAUGUAACAGUCGGUGAGAUCAGAUCCAGUCUAAAGUGGGAGACAGAACGAGCAAAGCAGGUGCUGGAACACUUGCUGAAGGAAGGAAUGGCCUGGCUGGAUACACAGGCAGCAGGAGACCCUCAGUACUGGCUGCCUGCUCUCUUUACAGAGCUGUACUCUCAGGAAAUCACUCCAGAGGAAGCCAAAGAGGCAAUACCUUGACUGCUAAGUAUUCUGUGCCUGUAUAUAAUUCUUCUUGUGAGAUUAUUUGCAUAUCACCUGAAACACAGGGACAGUGGACUUUAAAUAAAGUUUUCUAAAAAGUG
Dromaius novaehollandiae (emu) is the source of this 933-nucleotide messenger RNA. It is a transcript of the gene SNF8, whose product is annotated as SNF8 subunit of ESCRT-II. Gene Ontology annotation, cellular component: ESCRT II complex. The coding region runs from base 53 to 829 and encodes 258 amino acids. The record is from RefSeq and is a predicted model, not a curated record. NCBI's taxonomy places the organism in Eukaryota, Metazoa, Chordata, Aves, Casuariiformes, Dromaiidae. Gene Ontology annotation, biological process: protein transport to vacuole involved in ubiquitin-dependent protein catabolic process via the multivesicular body sorting pathway. The transcript has 8 exons.